GGCGGUGGAAGUGUUGUGGCAGGUUCGGACCCAGCGACGGCAGAAGGAGCCUGAUCUGCCAGAAACUGUGACGCGUCUCACCACACCUGAGGGUAGUGUUGUGUACCUGGUUGGCACUGCCCACUUCAGUGACAGCAACGAUCCGAGCAGUCCAGCCUGAUGUAGUAGUGGUGGAGCUGUGCCAGUACAGAGUAUCCAUGCUUAAAAUGGAUGAGAAAACGCUGCUAAAAGAGGCUAAAGACAUUAACUUGGAGAAGGUCCAGCAGGCCAUUAAACAGAACGGAGUGAUGUCUGGCCUCAUGCAGAUACUGCUGCUUAAAGUCUCGGCUCACAUUACAGAACAGCUGGGCAUGGCCCCCGGAGGAGAGUUUAGAGAAGCCUUUAAGGAGGCAGGAAAAGUGCCCUUCUGUAAAUUUCACCUUGGGGAUCGGCCCAUUCCAGUAACCUUUAAGCGUGCAAUAGCUGCUCUCAGUUUGUGGCAGAAGGCUCGUCUGGCCUGGGGCCUGUGCUUCCUCUCUGACCCCAUCAGUAAGGAGGACGUUGAGAAAUGCAAACAAAAGGAUCUUCUGGAGCAGACCAUGUCAGAGAUGAUCGGCGAGUUUCCAGCCCUCCACCGCACUAUUGUUGCAGAACGAGACAUCUACCUCACACACACACUUCGACAGGCAGCGCGCUGUGUAGAGGCGCCUCCUACUGCUGAGAAAGUGCCUGCUGUGGUGGUUGGGGUGGUUGGCAUGGGUCAUGUGUCUGGCAUCGAGAGGAACUGGGAUAAAGAGCUCAACAUCCAUGAAAUCAUGAGCGUGGCUCCACCGUCUCGUCUCGGCAGGGUGGUACGCACCGUGUUAAAAGGGGCCAUGUGGGGGCUUCUAGGUUAUGCCUGCUACCGGGCCAGCAAGGGUGUGGGCAGAGCGUUACUUUCCUUACCAACUGUGCAAUCAUUGCUUCAGAAUAUACGAACACCUUCCGUUUGACCCUUCUUUAAUCUGUACAGACUUUCAGCAGUAACCACCAAUAGCCUUAACUCUACAGGAUGCUGGUUGGGUGAAGAGGAAGAUUUUAGAGCAAAAAGCAUCUCCAUCCUACAGGAAAUGAAACCGUGUGGAUGGAAGUCUCUCUCUUUCGCCUACUCAACCUCUGUCCAUCAGCUCUGUAGACUCAGAGCUGUACUGCCAAAGAAGUGGAGCGUGCUUUCAUUUCCCUUUUCGACCCAUUAGGAAUUCAGUUGCUGCAAGAUUCCCAUGUCAUCAUCCACCUUGAUUGAUCAUGCUGUGAUUUAUUCAUCUGGUUGGCUGAACGACUGAGUGCAGAGUUCAGCAGUCCAGCAUUGUUACUCCUUGUGAGUCGAUAUUUUUACUCUGAAGACCAACUCCAACCUUAAUCUGUAGUGCAUUCAGAAUGAAUAUUAAGAAAAGAUCAAUUCAAAAUCAAUUCAAACCGCCAAUUCACACUGUGCCACAAGACUCUGACAAACACACAUUAUUUUGUUUUGAUUGAUUGGUGUUUGUGUGUGUUAGCACACAUUUUUGUUGCUUAAACAUAUUCAGAUGCUCCUGAAUUGUCUGGGAAUUGAUGUACUGUAAUCUGGUUUGUUGGUUCAGUGUGAAUUGGCAUUAAAACAGUUAACCUGCUGUUGUUCUAAUGCUGUAUUACUUUCUUUUUUUGUACAACAAAUGGAGAAAAUGUCCUGUUCAUGAUUGUCCAUACACUGUAGAAGUGAUUAGUUACUUAACUUUCAAAAAAAGUGAGUUAACCCAUUGUUAAAUGUGGAACUGUUGAGUUAAGUUUGCGCAAAGUUAGUUCACUAGCAAAGUCAACUAAUUUCUUUUAACAGUGUUUUAUGGCAUUAAAUAGUGUUUUAAUAGGGAAAUUUCACCCAAAAUACUCAACAUUUACUGAACAAUUGACAUCCAUAGUAGAAAAUAAAUAUACCAUGGCUUGCUCGCUACCAGUUUCCAACAUUCCUCAAAGUAUCUUUUUUUCUGAUUGUCCAUACACUGUUAAAGCUAUUUGUUACUUAACCUAAAAAGUGAGUUAACCCAUUUUAACUUGAAACUUAAAUUGAGUUGAUUUAAUUUGAAUUAUUAUGCACAGUUAAUUCAAGUCUUACUAAUUAAAAUCAAGUCAGCUAAUUGCUUUUUACAGUGUAUUAUGGCAUUGAAUAGUGACUUAAAGGGAAAGUUCACCCAAAAUACUUUCACUCAACAUUUACUGAUAGCAAUUGACAUCCAUAGUAGGAAAUAGUAAAAAAAACUAACUAUCAGUUUCCAACAUUUUUCAAAGUAUUUUUUUUGUUAUUGUCCAUACACUGUAGAAGUGAUUAGUUACUCUACCUUAAAAGUGAGCUAACCCAUUGUAACUUGGAACUAUUAAAUUUAACUACAUUUUUAUAAUUAUGCACAGUUAAUUUACUACGUAAUUUUAAAGCAACAAGUUGACACAUCCGAAGUAGUAAAUAAAAAUACGAUGGCUCCCUAACUAAGAGUUUCCAACAUUCUUCAAAGUAUCUUUUUUGUGAUUGUCCAUACACUGUAGAAGUGUUUAGUUAGUUAACUUUAAAAGAAGUGAGUUUUAACCUGUCGUAACUUAUAAAAAUUAAGUUCACUCAGCUUAACAUUUGUAAGUAUGCACAUAGUUAGCUCAUUACAUAAUUAAGGCAACAAGUUGACACUUUUAUAAAUAAAGUCUACUAAUUGCUUUUUACAGUUUAUUAUGGCAUUCAAUAGUGACUUAAAGGGACAAUUCGCCCAAAAUACUUUCACUCAACAUUUACUUAUUGCAGUUGACAUCCAUUGUAGAAAAUAAAAAUACUAAGGCUCACUCACUACCAGUUUCCAACAUUCUUCAAAGUAUCUUUUUUAUGAUUGUCUGUGCACUGUAGAAGCAUUUAGUUUUUUUAACUUUAACCCGUUAACCUGUCCAAAAAUUAGAACUGUUGAGUUAACUCAAUUUUUGCACAGUUAAUUCAUUACAUAAAUAAGGCAACAAGUUGUUUAGCAAACUAAUUGCUUUUUACUGUGUAUUAUGGGAUUGAAUAGUGUCUUAAAGGGACAGUUCACCCCAAAAUUUUACUUUAACUUUUUCAUUUACUGAUAGCAAUUGACAUCCAUAGUAGGAAAUAGUAAAAUACUAUGGCUUCCUAACUACCAGUUUCCAACAUUCCUCAAAGUAUCUUUUUUUGUGAUUGUCCAAUGUCAUACACUGUAGAAGUGAUUAGUUACCUAACUUUAAAGAAGUGAGUUAACCUGUUGUAACUUAAGUAGUUUUUAUAAGUAUGCACAUAGUUGAUUUACUAUGUAAUUAAGACAACAUGUUAAUACUUUUUUUUAAGUCAACUAAUUGCUUUUUACAGUGUAUUAUGACAUUGAAUAGUGACUUGCCUUAAAGUGACAUUUCACACAAAAGUUUUACUUUAACUCAAUAUUUACUGAUAGCUACUAUGGGUCACUCACUACCAGUUUCCAACAUUCUUCAAAGUAUCUUUGUGAUUGUUCAUGCACUGUAGAAGCAGUUAGUUACUUUAACAAAAAUGAGUUAACUAUCCUUUAAUUCACUUUUUUUUUCUUUUUUUUUUUUUAAUACAGGAGUAUAAAGAAUCGUGCCAUCUGAAUCUUGUCUUAUACCAUCCAGGUUUUCAGGGGUAUAAUAUAGGGUUUUAGUGAAAACCGAAAUUUAGAUAUUAUUUAAUGCAAAUUCAGACCUUAAUCACUAUCUUUGUGCAAGAGAGCAUGUUCAUUAGACUAUCAGCAGUGAUUAGCUCAGAAAAAGCACACAAGAAAUGGCAUUUAUUUGUCGGCUAUCAUUCUCACUUUAAUCUAACAUCCAGAGGCAUUUAGCUCAGUGAAGGAACUACCAAGAUAUCUUUUUGGGGCAUUGCAUUUAAUAUUUUAAUAAUAUGGGUUUAUUAGAAUCAUGAUUGUGCAGUCUUACACACAGAGAUGGUCAGUAGUUUUUACUUUAUUAAUUUAUUAAGUUUAGAUUUGUUUUUCAUCAAACCAUAUUUCUAUUGACAGACAUUAUGUAAAACUUUUAUUUUGUAAUAUUUCUUCUAAAAGAAAAAGGUUUAGUAUUGGAACAACAUCAAGCUGAAUAAAUAACUCAAUUUGAUUCAUCCUGUAAGAAAACCGUACCUUGGUACUUAUUUUAAAAACCUGAAUUGUGGUACAAAUGAGAUUUACAUGUGUGUAGUGAAACAUAAAUAUGUUUUUAUCAGAAGUAUUACUUGAUGAUAAAUCUUUGGGACAUUGGGAAAUUGACUACAACUAAAUUAUUUUUGGCUUAAAACGAGUAAAACUGAAACAAUCACACAGUGUUGAAGAGCUUCAAAUCACACACAUUCAAAUUUAUUUAUUUUUUUGGUCUUUCUGAUUCCCUGAUAAGUCCAACAUGUAAACUUUGCCCCUUGCUUGCUAUCAAGUGCCUCCUUCCACAUGACCUGGAAAGGGCUAAAGUAAACAGAGACUGCUGUUUCACUCUAUCUGUCUAUGUCUGAUCAUAAUAAAUGUUUAAUCUGAA
Danio rerio (zebrafish) is the source of this 4512-nucleotide messenger RNA. The record is from RefSeq and is a predicted model, not a curated record. NCBI's taxonomy places the organism in Eukaryota, Metazoa, Chordata, Actinopteri, Cypriniformes, Danionidae.